Molecule: messenger RNA, 864 nt
Organism: Fonticula alba
Lineage: Eukaryota; Rotosphaerida; Fonticulaceae
Exons: 3
Coding region: 94-864 (256 amino acids)
Source: RefSeq, a predicted model, not a curated record
UCUCUCUCUCCCUCUCCCUCUCUCGCCUCCCCCCUUACCCGCUCACCUGGCCUCUCUUUCUCCUGGCUCCCGUUGCAACGCCACAACCAGAGGAUGAGCUCCCGGGGACCGCCCCAUCGGCAGGGGCAGCCACGCGAGUGGCACCAGACGGGCCCGGCUCGGGGGCGCGCGCACCAUCCGGCCGGCACCGGGCCCCGGGUCGGGGAGGCUGGCGAUGCCGGCUCCGGCGGCCGGGCCGGCUUUUUCUUCCCCUCGGAGGCCACAUCCGAAGACCGGGCCUACCUGCAGGCCAUCGAGGCAGCCGGCGCCGGGCACCGCCCCGGCGGGGGCAAGGCCACGGUGCUGGUUCCAUCGCCGUCGGCGCAUGACACGGCACCCGGCUCGAUGCAAGGCGCAGCCGGGCCCGGGGCACUGGACUUCCACCUCCUUCGGGCGCAUCUGCCGCGCGUGUCGGCCGACUGGCCCGGGCCGAGCGACGGGGUCGCCGCCGGGCCGGUGGACAUCCUGAUUGACUGCGGCCAGUGCCGAUCCAUCGACCAGAUCGUCUCCCAGGCCAUCGGCAACAUGGACCGCAGCCGGGUUAUCUUCUUGGUGGCCGUGGGCCGGGCCAUCCCCAACUGCAUUUCGGCUGCCAGUCUGAUGCAAGCGCAGCGGCUUUGCACAAUCCGAGAUGUCGACACAUUCACCCUGGCAGGCUCGCAGCCGCCGGCCUCGUCAUCGACACCCGGGCCGCCGCCGCCGCCGCCGCCGCUGCUUGCCAACACCGACGCCUCGAGCGAGGGCGACGCCCCGACCGGCAGGCGCCGGCGCAAACCCCCCGCCACCGCCACCACCGGGAUCUAUGUGUGCCUGGAGUUUGGCUGA